Molecule: messenger RNA, 2786 nt
Organism: Perca flavescens (yellow perch)
Lineage: Eukaryota; Metazoa; Chordata; Actinopteri; Perciformes; Percidae
Product: major histocompatibility complex class I-related gene protein
Exons: 8
Coding region: 216-1277 (353 amino acids)
Biological process (GO): immune response
Cellular component (GO): external side of plasma membrane
Source: RefSeq, a predicted model, not a curated record
CUUGACGUAUCAGUCUUUUCUGAGUUCCAAUUGGUCAGAAUUUCUCCUUGCAUAUCCUGUUUUAACCGAGGGUGUUGCGCGUCUCAUGUGAUCAACACGGAGUUACAGUUUCGAUAUCAUCGAUGGUAAACUGUCUAUGGGGGGGCAACUAUAGUCUUCCGUAUUCUGUAUUUCUGUUCUCCUUUUUUUUCGUUUUAAACUUGUGAAAGCAGAUCAUGCAACUGAUUCUGCUGCUGCUGCUGUCAUGUCACGUUGCAUCUGCAGCGAUACACUCCCUGAAGCAUGUCUACACGGCAUCCUCUAAAGUCCCAAAUUUCCCCGAGUUUGUGGCCGUUGUGUUCGUCGACGGGUUUCAAACGGACCACUACAGCAGCAUCACCAAGACGACGGUACCCACGCAGGCCUGGAUGAGCCGAGUUACAGCAGACGACCCAGAGUACUGGAAGAGGCAGACUUCAUACUGGGAAGGCCAAGAGCAGAUAGGAAGGGUCAACAUUGAGAUUUUGAAGGAGCGCUUCAACCGCACUGAAGGCAUCCAUGUAAUCCAGGUGUUGAAUGGCUGUGAAUGGGAUGAUGAGACUGGAGAAGUUAAUGGUUUUGGUCUAAUCAGUUAUAAUGGAGAAGACAUCUUAAUAUUGGACAUGAAAGCACAGAGAUGGAUCACCACAAAACCACAGCUUGUCAGAAGCCAACACAAGUGGAAUAAUGACAAAAGUUGGUUAGAAUUCAUGGAGCACCGUUUGAUACAGGAGUGCCCUGUGAGGCUGAAGAACAGUCUGAAAUACGGGAAGAGCACUCUGCAGAGAACAGAGCUUCCCAGGGUGUCUCUGCUCCAGAAGACUCCCUGGUCUCCAGUGAGCUGCCACGCCACUGGUUUCUACCCAGACAGAGCGCUGAUGUUCUGGAGCAGAGACGGAGAGGAGCUCCACGAGCACGUGGACCACGGCGAGCUCCUCUACAACCAUGACGGGACCUUCCAGAUGAGCGUGGAUUUGAAUCUUUCGCUGGUCAAACGUGACGACUGGUGGCGGUACGAUUGUGUGUUUCAGCUCUCCGGUGUCAAGGAUGACAUCCUAACCAAGCUGGAUCCAGCAGUGAUCAGGACUAACUGGGUUGAGAAGCCCAGUGCUACAACACUCCCCAUCACGUUGUCUGCAGUGGUUUCCGUCUUGACAUUGGCCACCGGAGUCACAGUUUACAAAAAGAAAAAAGCCAAGAGCCCUUCAGAUUCUCCCGACAACGUCGAGCUCUCUGAGAAACUGAAACCAGAAACCUGAUUGCAGACAGACAUUUGUGCACCCGGUGAACCGGAGUAAGAAGAGGUGUUGUCACAUCCAUCAUGCAGAAAGCAGGCCAUUUGUUUGGUUUUGUGGCACUGAUUGAGGAUUGAGAUUUUAAUUGAAUCCUAAAAUGGAAAGUCCGACUUGGGCCAAAGGAAUAAAUAAGCCUUGUUGUGUGUCUGACACUCACAAACAAAAUCCACAGUAGUUGACGUUAAUCCUUAAUUACAGUACGUGAUGCUAUGAUUUCUUAUAUCACAUAAAUGAACACACAGAAAUAUUAUAACACGUGUUUACAGUAUACAGUCGGAAAUGAACAAGUGUUGUUUUGCUAAAAAGUACAAAGAAAAUCUGUAUUUUUUUUUCCAGUUAUGUAAAUAUUCUGGUCAUAUAUUUCGGUAAAACAAAGUUUUUGGUAAAAGCUGCACUUUAUGUUGAACUCAAAGCCAAGUAUAAUUAAUAUAUUUUAUCUUUGGAUACACAGUGUUGAACUUAUGUUAGUCUUUAUUUUACUUUUUUUUUUUUUUUUUUUUUUUUUGUUAAUGAAAUGCAUCACAGCUCCGAUAUUAUAUGUUUGUAGAAAGUCUCACUGUAAGCUAAAUAACCCGCUUACGCUACUGAAAAAUAAGCUUCAUAAGGUUGGCAUCUUCCAUGUCUUUUGUUUGUAUUUUAACCCCUGUGUUAUCUACUAUGCAACUUUUUGUUAUUUCUGGGUCAAAAUUUAAAAUUCACACAAUUUUUAUAACGUUUUAGGCCAUUUUUUUCAACACUUUUGUCGCUUUUCCCAACGUCAGAACAGAAAAUCUGCAAAUUUUCCCUUAAGCUACCAGCUAACACUAGCGGUAGCUGGCUAGCUUUGUUACAUAUUUCAAAACGAAUAGUUGUAGUCUUGCAACGUGUGACCCUGCAAGAUCCCCAGUCUUUAUGACAGUGUUUCACGUUAGAUGUGAGAUGGUGUCAGACUUAAGUUUGUUCAAACUCUUCUAGUGUACGGUAGGCAUUAGGUUCACAACAGAUUUUGGCCGCCUGUUUGCGCGCCAAACCAAAACCACUUUUUCAAACUACAGUUACGUGACACUCAAUGAAGAAUCUGGCAGAUUUGCCGACUUUGAGAUUCAGAAAUCCUCCCCAGAAGCAGAGAGAUUUCAUAUUUUGGCUGUGAAAACAAGUUGCUUUGAGUCGGCUGUGUGGUUGCCUGCUUUGUUUCGCUUGAUUUUGCUAAACUCUGCAAUGGCAGAGGAUGUUCUUGCUGACUUCUUCAGGGCUUUAAGUCGACUAAACUGUUAGUGGGACGGCUAUACGACACGUGCAAUGAAACCAGGGAUGCACCGAAUCAUCGGCUUCAGAUUUGGCCGAAUAUUGGGCUUUUUGACGUGGUUCUGUUUCCCCCGAACCCAACCCUACACUUGCUGGUCACCGUAACGACAUCGCCGUUGAGUACGGGAAGGUGUUUACGUAGGUGGAGCGUUCAAUGCAGCGGGCUGUGAGAAAGUGGACAUGGAUCUG